AGUAAUACAUCCGAUGCAGCAGAUGGCUGUAGCGCUAGCCAAAGCUCCGCUUCGAUCAUCAAUAACGACGAAGAGUUUGCAACAACAGUCCUGCUCUUGCAGAGGUAAAUAUCAGCGUUUAAAUGCGAAGUUGUAUUUCUUGUCUUGCCUUUUUAUGUUUAAUCCAAUAUUCUGAUUUUUAAUGUAUCGUUUAGCGACACUAGGUCCACUAACGGUCGUUAGCCGUUAGCUUUAGCCGAAGCUAAGCUACUGCAGCUAUUAGUUUGAGUGAGGGGGUGUAGUGGAUGUUUAUGCGUCUAUAAUGCUGUUAUAAGAUCGAUACGGCCCCAUUUUGUAUCCCUAUUUGUCAUUUAUCUGCUUCUUCUGCGCCUAAUGUUACCUAUCACCUCCUAACACAGCUUUCUAUGUGACCCAGAUUAAUCGCAGUGCUGCAGUAAAUCUGUGAAAAUGGACACAAGAGCCUUGAGGAAUCCCUAUCAGGACUAUGAUGGGAACCCUGCGUCCACAAUGGCUCUCUUUGACUCCCAGGGGAAGGUAAUGCUUGGAGAAUAUUUCAGCUGAAGUGCAUGUGAGUGAUGUAACCCCGAUAAAUGAUGAUUUUUCUGCACCUGCAGCUCACAUUAGAGUUUUCUCAGAGGCUCACCGGUAAGAUCAGUGAGCUUCUGGCUGUCAUGGAAAAUGGGCUGAUGUCUGCUGACCCGAGAGAUUGCACCGGUUACACCGGCUGGGCAGGUGAUGACACUAUUGCACAUCUGACAUAACAUCUCAUAUAAGUGACAGCAUAUGGUCUUAUGGGCAGGGGAGAGGGGGAGGCCUGGCCCACCUGAAUGAGCUGCGACUCUGUGUCAAGGAGUGGGGCUGCACAUACAGUUGAAACCAGAAGUAACACGAUAUAAAAAGGCAGAUAACCAGUGUUGCCCGAUCAGAUUGACAGUUUCCAGCCCAAUCCGAUAAAAACCAGCCCAAUCCACAUGCAAUAGAAAACGCUCGUAAGUAUCCAGAGCUUCAUAUAGCAUCAAAUAACCACUCAUAAAUGAUAAAUAGGUUUAAUUGCAACAAACAAGAGCGCAGUAAAUCUGCAAGAUGAACCUCUGGCAUCCUAGCGCCAGGCUCAGAUUAGUAAUAAUGACUGCUGCACGUAAAAAGGUGCACCUUUAACCAUGUAGGCCUAAUAAAUUUAUUUACAUCACAAAUCACCCGUAUGAGGACUACUUGCAGAACAAUUUGAAACAAACGAAAAUACACAGAGCGCCUCUUCUUGCCUCUGAGCUGUUUUCACAAUCUUAAAAACUCUCCAGAUUCCAACAAAAGCAGCCUAAUGUAUUUUUUCCCCACCUGACGUAGAGGGUAGAAAACAGCCCAAUCUGGCAACACUGCCCAUAUAAGUGACAGCAUAUGGUCUUAUGGGAGGGGGGAGUUGCUCACCUGAAUGAGAGGUGACUUUGUGUCAAGCAGGGGCUGCACAUGUAGGGGAGAGUGGGGUAAGAUGAGCCAUUUUUCAUAUUUCAGAUCACUCCAUCAAGUCAAUCAUAGUUUUGUCUCUAACUUGUGUGUCUGCAUGUGUGUCAAGAUGUUGUGCAUCCCUGCAAACCAACAGAAUAUGUGUAAACAUCACUGUCUUGAUAAUACAGCAUGCCAAAAAAAGUGGUCUUCUAUGGUCAACUUACCCCGUGUACGGGGUAAGUUGACCAUAGGAGCGGGGUAAGUUGAGCCGUAUCCCUACUACCACCCACCAACUCUCCCUCACUCCCUCACCUUUUCUCUCCCUAAAUAACAGUCAUUUCUUCACUUUCAUUUGUAUUUUUAUUUGUUAUACCCUAUUCAAGUGGUACGAUAACAUUUUCAUCAGAUUUCAUAAAGCGCUUUAUCACUGACCCUCAAAGCGCUUUACAUUGGUACGUCAUUCAUUCGCUCACACAGUCACACCCUCAUGUUGGUAAACUACCUUAGUAGUCACAGCUGUCCUGGGGCAGACUGACGGAAACGUGGCUACCAGACACAACACACUUACAAUCAUACACCAGUGGAGGACACACACUGGGAGCAAGGUGGGUUAAGUGUCACAACGGACAGACUUGGGAUAGGGGGGAAUCGAACCGCCAGGCUUCCAGUUAUUGGACGACCAAUCUCAUCAAAGUCAUUUGAACAUGAAAAUGUCUUUAAGUGAUUCAGAACAUUCACAGCUGUAGUUUUGAAAAGAAAAAGUCAAACAUUUCAACAAUCUGAACUGAAACUCUGAUCCUCUCAUCAGACUCCUUUACUUUCUCAGUUACCCCAGAACUACUAUGAUGACUUUAUCAGUCCUCUGAGCUAAAAUGGUGGACUUUUAUGUUGGAGCUCAUAGAUACCAGAAUUGAUGUAUAAAAUAAAUUUAAAAUGAUCAAACUUAUGACGGACUAAAUUCACUUUACAGAGUGAAAUAAAUGUCUAACCCCUUCACCCAUGUGCUUCUAACCUUCAAACACUCCAUGAAUUGAUGCCCAUCUCCUAAAUAUUUGGUCACAUGAUCGAUUUCUUUUACCAUUUUCAAGAAACAGGGGUGGCUCAACUUACCCCACUCUCCCCUACUGAAUUUUUCCUGCACUGCAUUUUACCAUAUUGUGCAUGGACGUCCUUCUGUAUUCUCACAAUUAGAGGGUAAUUCAGCAAAUAGAUGGAACUAAUAUAGAAAAGGGAGGGUUUUAUUCAGCCUUAGAUAUCAGGAUUGGACUGAAACACUCACUUUUCUGGUUGGUAUUUAAGGAUUUUUAAUCAAUCUCACUCCUGGUUGUAUAUUAAAAUGUUAAAAAUAACUGAGACUGCCUCUAGUAGAUUCCCAAAACUGAUAUUAACUUAUUCCCAUUUGCUGUUAAGGCCAAGCAUGAUUUAAAAUCCCUUAAAUACAGCAGCAUUUUAAAUAUUUUUAUUGUAAGAUGACCAACACAUUUAGAUUUUAGGUGCUUAAACUUAGAUAUAUGGACAGUAGCUUGGACAAUAACAAUUAUAUUACAAUAUUUAUGGAAAACAGUGGACAAAAAAACGUAUUACUUACUUGUUAUUAAGUAUUUCUAAAGAUGUUUCAAGUCAUGUUGAGUCUGCAUCACCUGCCCCAUGAUAGAAACUUCUUUAGAAAAUACAUAACCUGAUAAAUUCACUGUUUUUCAUGCUUUUAUUUUGACAUUUUACUCUUAUAUUUAGGUUGUUUUUUAUCCAUGCUUUUAUUGUGAAAUUAGGUCUAUGCUACAUCCAGUUUGGCUCUCAAAAACAGUCUUUGGAAAUCAGUGUAAGAGGAGUUGGACCAUGUCUCGGGGCGCUGUCGUACCUCUGCGCUCGCUGUCUUACUAAGAGUAUUUAUCUGUGUCUGCGCAGGCAUUGCUUUGCUCUAUUUACACCUCCACAAAGUCCUCGGGGACGGCCUCCUCCUCCAGAAAGCUCUGGAGCACGUCAGCCGCAGCCUCAAGUGUUUGACCAGACGCCAUGACGUCACCUUCCUGUGUGGGGAUGCUGGGCCUCUGGCUGUGGCCGCUGUGGUCUUCUAUCGCCUGCAGAGGGUGCAGGAGAGCGAGGAGUGCAUCAACAGGUCAGUUUUAGAGAAGGCAAAAGUGUCACUUUUUCAACAUUUUUUGAAUAAACUUUUCCUUUUCGCUUUCACCGCCCUCUCAGACUGCUGCAGCUUUACCCGAGUGUCGUGGAAGGCUCUGGCGGUCUCCCCGAUGAGAUGCUCUACGGGAGGAUGGGUUAUCUGUACGCUCUGGUCUUCAUCAACCAGCAGAUGGGGCAGGACAGGAUCCCACUGCAGUACAUCCAGCAGGUGAGAGCGACACAGGAAAAGAAUCGGGUGUAUUUAACCCUCGGUUCCUGUUCAUUUUAAGCUCCAUCCAGCAGAUAAGUACUCAUAAAAUAAUCAUUUCUUAACAUUUUUCUACUUUUUCCGACUCAAAUCUCCUAAACAGCUUCAGUAUCACCCUUUGUAUGCCAGUUUUUGUGCACCAUGUCACUGUUAUUUUUAAUGGUAAAAAACACAAAAUUGCCAUGUUUCCCAUAUAAAAUGACAUUGAUCUUUUUUUAUUUUUUGAUAAAUAGUCUGGGCCAUGUCAAUGAUGAGAAGUUAAACCGAUUUUGGUAAAUUUUAAUCCUUUUUUUCGCACCAAUUUCCGUAUUUUAUCUCCAUCCAGCCUAUUUUGUUCCCAAAACGAAUGAACAUGCAUGUAAGUGUUGAUAAAAUAAUCAUUUUUAAACAUUUUUUCAAACUUUUUUUUACUCAAAUCUCUUAAACAACUUCAGCCCUGAUCAUUAAAAAAGUAAUGAAUAAAAAAAAUCGAUGUAUUACCCUGUUUAUUCCAGUUUUUUUGCGCCAUGUCAUAUUUGUUGAUCAAGUGUUUAAACAGCUGAGUGUAUUGGAGCAGAAAACCACGCCAAUUUUACCUCCUUUUCUGGAGCCUCGUCCUCUGCCAAAUAAAAUGCAAUCGAAUUCAUAUGUUCAUAAUAAAUUAAUUUUAUAUAAAAUCUGAAGAUACAUGUAAGAUAUGAAUCAUUUAUAAGUGGUUAUCAACCUCUAACCAAAUUAUGACCAUGAUUACGCUGAUUCGAUCCGUUGUGUCAAAGUCGGAAAGUAAAAACGUGUUUUUGUAAUAUGUUGUUAUGGUGCCGUAAACUCACGCUCAAAAAACGUGUUUUUAAUGGAAGUCUAUUGUCCGAUUUGCGGACGAAGGAGGGUGACAUGGAGUUUUUUUUAUUUUCAUGUAUAUGUGAAGAAAAAUAAGAACUCUGAUGCCCCAAUCUUUAAAAAUGUGACUGUCAGCUCAAAAUAAAGAUGAAAAAAAUGACAAAUGUCCUCAAAACAGACAUAAUAGGAAUCGAAGGUUCAGGAUAAAAAAGGAGAAACUCUCUCUCUCUCACUUCCAGACUCUAAUCUUGAUUAUCUUCUGGUCUAAUUCGCUCACUCUUCCACUUAUACUUAUCUGAUUGCGCUAAUAUGUCUCCAUUGAUUCCCUCUGGUACGAAUCGAGUGUGUUUAUGAGGCCGGAUGUGUGACCUGUCCCUCCUUAGAUCAGCAAUGCCGUGCUGGUAUCCGGAGAGAACCAAAGCAGGAAGUUUAGGGUCCAGAACCAGAGCCCGCUGAUGUACGAGUGGUACCAGGAGCCGUAUGUGGGUGCUGCACAUGGUCUGGCUGGAAUCUACUACUUCCUCAUGCAGGUAAAACCGGUUUCUGUUUCAUAUUCGGAGCAGCUUCAGACUCUGAAUAAGAACCUCUGGAUUUACCUGCUGCUCUUAAUCUCCUCACCACAGCCGGGGUUCGUCCAAUCAGAGGACUUGGUGCUCAGGCUGGUCAAGCCCAGCGUGGACCACGUCUGCCGUCUCAAGUUCCCCACUGGAAACUACCCCCCCUGCAUCGGGGAUGACCGGGACCUGCUGGUGCACUGGUGCCACGGCGCCCCGGGGGUGAUCUACAUGCUGCUGCAGGCGCACAAGGUAAACAAGACGAUGAGUUCAGACCUUUAGAUCACAACGAAUGAGACUGCAUCCUCGUUUUUAGAGUCAUGGUGCCAUCUUGUGGUGAAAUAAGAGUACUGUGUGUUAAUUCUCCUCUGCUCCAGGCCUUCGGAGAGGCUCGGUACCUGAUCGACGCCCUGCAGUGCGGGGAGGUGGUGUGGCAUUACGGCUUGCUGAAGAAAGGGUAUGGUUUGUGUCACGGUGCGGCGGGGAACGCCUACGCCUUCCUGGCUCUGUACCGGCACACGCAUGACCCCAAACAUCUCUACAGAGCCUGUUUGGUGAGAGCGACUUCAUUAUUAUUCAAAGAGGAAUGAUUGAUACAGUUUCAUGUCAGAUUCACUCAGCCGCACAGUCCUCCUCCUCCUCGUGCCAAACUUCAAUCAAAACUGAUCGCACACGCUGAAACCAUUAGCGCCGCCGCUCAUCUCUGGACUCCCUCCAGGUGGCACUGCUCCCACAUGUACCGUCAUUAAUACGCAUCUAUUCAUAGCGGAUGGAAACGGACUCCUCGGAUGUCUGGGCUGAGCUCUGUUACCGAGCGUCGCCGCUACAUUGUGGUCCUAAUGCGAGUCCUCCACAGACGCUCGGAUUUCACCGAGCCGAGCAGAAUUUAUAGCCGCUGUUGACAUUACUCGCUGUUCUCUCGAGGCGGCUUAAAUAAAGUUCACUGUUGUGAUAGACGGAGAUGUUAUUACGAAACUGCUUCACUCUAUGUUUCUAUUUGUGUCUCUGCAGUUUGCAGACUGGUGCAUGAACUACGGCAGACACGGAUGCAGAACGCCAGAUACCCCCUACUCUCUGUUUGAAGGUAAAAAGGACCGACGCUGAUUCAAAGUGCUUCUUAAAGGGAUAAUCCGGCGUAAAAUUAAUUUAGGGUCAAACACACCACAACACCAAGUUAGACACCCUGUCAAGAGAUGAUUGUUGCCGACCGCUUGAUUCUCUAGUUAUACCAACUUUAGUAACGACCGCACGAUAGCAAUACACAGUGGUCUGAGGAGCCAUAAACAAACCUCAACCCAAACGCCACUCUAUAGCCACAAAUAAUGCUCAGAACUGCACCUAACUUCAUCAACAGGACAUAUAGGGUCACAGACAUAGUACUAGCCACCAAACAUCUUUUUAACUUUGCCUAAUUUCUUUGGCAAAGAGACUAAACACAACUCACCUACUCUCUUCCAGCAGCCGUUUGUUUGUAGCGAGACCUCAGGCCAGUCCAUUAUGGACUCCAGCGGAGUGUUGCAGCUCAAGGAAGAAUAUUUAUGAUCAGUAAUAAUCACCAUAUUAACCUUCCUCCUGUGUUAGCUUUUACUACGUACCCACCAUGUUAAGGGUUGGUUUUGUCCCGUGUCUUAAAUCAGCUGUAAAUUUCACUAAAAACAUUUCUCUAUCGUCCAAUUUGGUUCUCAUCUCUAGGUUACCUUGUUCGGCUUUAUUAUCCAUGAAAAUAUUGCUUGUAAUAUUUUUUGGUGUGGUCCUCUUGGCCUUUCUUUGUCAGUAUACCCCUCACACAGACAUCUAUACUGAACUGAUCUCCAUGCCCGACGUUGUUUUUUGUGCAGGAAAAAAACACAGCAAAAUGAGAAUUUCCUAAAUCUUUCAUAAUUGGCAGAGGAUCUGACUGUCAGUGUGGGGCCUGACAGUGCACUUAUGAUUUUAGUCUUUGCUCUAAUUAUAAGAUAUUGAUCUAACCGGGUCAACAGCGACCCUAAUACGACACGUGCCAUCAUUUUAACAAGAGAAUUUUACAAUUGUUAAAAUUAUGGCACGUGUCGUAUUAGGGUCGAGAAUUUUAAUUAAGAGAAUUUUACAAUUUAGUCAAUUUAAUUUUUUAAUGUUUAUUUUGUUGAAAUAGAGGUUCCUGACAAAGUCAAAAAGUCUUGAUGCAAAAAAGCAAAUUUAAGUGGUUCUUUUAAACACUUCAAAACAAAACCCGGUCAGUGCAGACCCUAACACAGGAGCAGGGUUAAUCAUUUUGUACUGCAGACGCCGUAAUUCUUCUGCCUUAUCGUCUGAUUGCAUUUCCAUGAAGAAAUGAUCAUAAAUGUUCUUCCUUGAGCUGCAAAACUCCGCUACAGUCCAUAAUGGACUGGCCUGAGAUCUCCAUACAAACAAGCGGCUGAUGGAAGAGAGUAGGUGAGUUGUGUUUAGCCACAAAUCAGCAUUAUUUGUGGCGAUAGAGUGGCGUUUUGGUCGAGGUUUGUCUAUGACUCCUCAGACCGCUCUGUAUUGUUUUAUUAAAGUUGGUAUAACUGGAGAAGAAAGCGGUCGGCAACAAUCAUCUCUCGAGGGGGUGUCUAACUCGGUGUUGCAGUGUUUUUGACCCUAAAUUAAUUUUAUGCCGGAAUAUCCCUUUAAGAAUUCUGCUUUCAUUUUCUACAUUUGUUCACGCAGUCUCUCACAGACUUGAUGAAUCUGUUGCGUCUUACCGUCCUUACAGGCAUGGCGGGCACCAUCUACUUCCUCACCGACCUCCUGCAGCCGCUGAAGUCGAGGUUCCCCGCUUUCGAGGUGUAGAAACAGGCUCACAGAGAAGACGAGAGGACAAUCUGGGGAUGGGUUCUGACGCUCACUUUGGAUGCGGUGCCAUAAUUUUCCUUCUCUCUCUCACACGUUAUUAACCGGAUAAAUCUUAACAGUUCUUCAAAAGUGUUUAAAGGAGAGAGCCGUUCUUGCUACUUGUAACUUCAGCUGUUGUUCAGCAUGUGAUUCUUACGCAGGUUCAAACAGUUUCAAGCCGUCAGAAAACUGACUUGUGAUUUGUUUUUGUUGCACUUUAGUUUAUGUCUUUGUUGAAAGUGAGCGCUUUAGUUUUUACUGUUUUCUUUAUGAGGAAAGGUCAACAAAGCUAGAAAGACUGCACUAAAUAUACUACAGUUCAAGCUCUGUCAUGUGUUAAAGGAUUAACCCCCCCGAGUGUAAACUGUGGCCUGUCCUUUGCACUGUCUGAGCAAUAAAUCAUGAGACUUUGUUCAGCU
Messenger RNA from Xyrichtys novacula (pearly razorfish), 8453 nucleotides. The record is from the annotation of a GenBank genome assembly. Lineage: Eukaryota; Metazoa; Chordata; Actinopteri; Labriformes; Labridae.